CAUCUCCCUUACCUUUCAUUAUUCUCUUUACAAAACCAAUCCCACUACCUUCCGCCACAUAGAUCCCCUUCUUUCGCCUUUCCCAUAUCAAAACCCCAAAAUCUCAAAAUAAAAAACCCAUUCUUCACCAAUCCUGCAUCGUCUCCCAUUUUUUUCCCACCCAGAAAAUCAAAAACCAUCCAAAAUACCCAAAUCAAAUCUCCCUCAAACCUAAUGUUCAAACCCAUUCACCACCCAAAUCACAAAUCCACUCGACAACGGUAGAUCUGACCUUAGUUUCGCUCUCCGGCGACCACGGCCAUGGCGACUUCUCUGUUCUCGUCGCUCUCUGCUCCGACGACAGAGUUCUCAGAUCCGACUCUAGCCAACCCAUCUACGCCUGGAUCGACGUCUUCUAUGUCGUCAUCUUCAACCCGCCAAAGAGGCGAGGACAACACGAUGAAGCCGUUGUGUCGAGCAUAUCGGCCGCCGCUCUGUUCUGCUCCAAAUCAGCUAUCCGAAGGUUCGCUGUCAUCGACCUCCUUUCCCUCAACAGCCAUCUUCAAUGAUAUGGCAAAGAAAGGCCCAGUGGCGGAGAACCCACAGUCGUUGGCAAAGUUGGACGAAGAAGACGAAAAAGAGGGAUCUAGUUCAGAUUGGUCUUCUCCUUCAGAAAUCCACAACCUCGGGGCACUCAAACCCUUCCUCUUCUUCUGGCUACACCAUCUUGCCAGCGUGGACAAGCAUCUCCUGACUAGUCAUCCACCCGGAUUCGAGGAUAUACUCUGAUUGAAACUGUAGUUUUAGUCUAUAAAUCUCCAGCGUCGUCGCUAGAUAAAUUCCCAUGAUUCCUUUUCACUGUCAUCAAAUUGAUGGAUUGGAGAUGAUGCUCUAAAACACAACACCAAUCUGCGACCAAGUGUAAUCGCAGACCGGGAAUGCAGUAAAGUAGCAAGUUAUAUUAUCAACCCGGGGUCUAGAUCUACUGCUUACUCAGUGAUUCUCUGUUAUCUAGCCAACUAAAGUAAGUGAUUGUUGUUUAAACUAAAAGCAGAAAUAAAGCAGGAAUUGAUACGGUUUUCUUAAGCAGGAAAGAGUCACUCGGGAAUGAGUCCCCCUAGCUCCUUAGUUAGGUUCAAUUGCAAUUUCCCCUGGGUUGAUUUACUGUUGAUUAGACUGCGGAAGAUCCGACAGUAGCUUGGAAUCUCUUAAGCUGACCAAGCCCUCUCAGUCUAACUAUCCGGCAGACGACUAGUCUUCACCGGGAUAGAAAGCUGAAGCAGUAAGAACAGAACUCCACUACUGGAAUUAGAUUCCCGUACAAAGCAGUAAACUGGCUAACUCUCGUAUAGCCAAUCUCCUACUAUCGAAUGAUGAGACUCUAGUAACCUAAUCAGAUUCUAUCUAUCUCAGAUUGCAGCAGGAAUCAGGAAAAGUUGAUCAGAUUUCAAUUGACUCAAUAAACAUGCAUCAUUCGAUUAAAAUCAAACAGUAAUAUCAUCCCAAGUCAUUACAAUCAAUCCCCUAACACAUAGAACUAGGGUUCUUCAUCCCCAAGUGAGAGUGAGGUUCUACUCCAUAGAGAAAGAGAAGAAAACAGUAAUCGGAGUAGUCAUACUCAUAAUGAUGAGGAAAAUCUGCUCCGGGAUGAUGAUUUCCACUCCUAGGACGAUCUCCAAGCUUGAUUUGAUGAAACCCAGCUCCAAGAUGGCUUCUAGGGUCAGUUCUUCGCACUUUCUCUCUCUAGGGCUCUGUUUUUGCUCAAGAAAUUCGAUCUCCCUUUCCUUGGCUCGAUUCUGGCUUCAAAAACCCGACUCUGGGCGAAUUACGGGCUGAAUUACGGCCGUAAUCACGUCCUGCCCGUAAUUCGCCCCAAAACGCACGUUUCAAUUAAGCUGAAGGAGGAGGAGAUACGCCCGUAAUUUCCCAAUUACCGCCAGUAAUUUGGGAAUUACGGUCGUAAUUCUUGGGAGUCUUGCCCGUAAUUUUAGCACCGAGAGGAAAUUCUGGGGAAAAGGCUCGGCAAUUGUUUUACGGGCAUGCCCUGACCAAUUACGGUCGUAAUUUGGCAGGGGCUGCCCGUAAUUCCUUCUGUGAUUCGCCAUCUGACCUCCAAAUGACCUGAAACUUGCGCCUAUGCACCUCUUUACUUGCUAGGACCUGAAAUACGACAAAACAACAAACCUAGCAUAAAAUAGGCCAAGGAACAAUCAAUUCGAGCCAAAAUGGACAGGAAACCCGAGUGAAAACACGUGCAAAUACGAUGCUAUCAGGAGAUCUGUACUGUCACAGAUUAAUUCUGAGGCAAAAGCCUGUAAUGCCGCAUCAAGCUGGCAAUUUCCAAUUCGCAAUUAAUAUCACCGUAGGAAGGCCUGGUUUAUGAGGUCAAGGAAUAGGAAGUCGGGAACCCGCCGGACUCUAGCAGAGGAAGCGAUGCCGAUUAAGGCUAUCAAAUGCGCCGGCGUUUGAGGCAGCAUGAGCCACCGACACUCUCCACUUACACCCUCUUCAUCAUCUGAUCCAAAUCUUGCUUGGCUCACCCAUUUACCAUAUCUAUCGGAAAUCCAACACCCAAAAGAAAAUGGAGAAACGAAGUUUGCACAGGCCCGCCAUAUCAUGUGCUUGAAAGAAACCGGUUAAUAUUUG
Messenger RNA from Linum trigynum, 2625 nucleotides. Lineage: Eukaryota; Viridiplantae; Streptophyta; Magnoliopsida; Malpighiales; Linaceae. The record is from the annotation of a GenBank genome assembly.